AUGUCGGUGCUGGAGGAGUACGAGCGGGCGCCCAAGCGGCUGAAAGUGUGCUCUGAGGAGCUGGAGGACGGAGAGGAGUCCGACUCAGCAUCCGCCGAGGAGGAGCAGCGCUGGAGCUCCGCAGCCGAGAGGAAGGUACAGUUCUGUCCCAUGAAAAGGUCCUGCCCCAGUGACCAGGGUGCGCACUGCCCGCUCCUCCCCCUGCCCAGCAGCAGUAGCGGUGGCGUCAGCAGCAGGUAUAAGCGGUGUGCAGUGGAUGUUGGUGAGGUGGUGUCGUACCCGCUGCCGCAGUCGUCCUCAUACACACCUCACUGCAGCUCGGUGGCGAUGGUCAGCGGCCUGCACUCCGCCAGCAUGAACUGCACACGCAUCUUCAACCUCUUCUGUCUCUACGGCAACAUCGAGAAGGUGAAGUUCAUGAAGAGUGUUCCGGGUACAGCGCUGGUGGAGAUGGGGGAUGAGUACGCAGUGGACAGAGCGAUAACACACCUCAACAGCAUCAAAGUGUUCGGAAAACGCCUCAACGUCUGUGUGUCGAAGCAGCACGCAGUGAUCCCCAGUCAGGUGUUUGAGCUAGAGGACGGCUCCAGCAGCUAUAAGGACUUCGCCAUGACCAGAAACAACCGCUUCAGCAGCGCCGGACAGGCCUCCAAAAACAUCAUCCAGCCCCCGUCCUGUGUGCUGCACUUCUACAACGUCCCCCCCAGCAUCAUGGAGGAGGACCUGCAGCGGUUGUGUUCAGAUCAUGAUGUCCCAGGAUUCAUCAAAUACAAAGUGUUUGACGCCAAACCCAGCUCAAAGACCAUCUCCGGUUUGCUGGAGUUCGACAGUAAAACUCACGCUGUGGAGGUGCUGACGGUACUCAACCACUAUCAGAUCCGGAUACCCAAUGGAUCAAACCCGUACACACUGAAGCUGUGCUUCUCUACGUCCUCACAUCUCUGAACACACACACACCAUACACAUACAGAAAACACACACUCAAACAUUCUGUUUCUCAUACACACACACACACACACACACGCACUCAUUCAUUCUCUGUCUCUCAUAUAGACCUUUUUCAUUGAACACAAUAUAACCAAUGACGCUUUGCGUGUGUGUGUGUGUGUGUGUGUAAGGAGGAUGCUGUGACCUUGCGCUCGUCAGCUGAUGUAUGUGAACUCUAUUUGAUUAGUUUGAACAUCUGUGAACUGAUGCUGCUGUCGAUCAGCGCCCCCUGCUGGACUGAUCAUAGAACACAUGCAGAUCUAACAGGAUGAAAACACAGCUGAGAGUCAUUCAUAGAUAUAUACACUAGAUACACACCCUGAGCAUGCGUCAUUAGCGCCGCCAUAUUGGUACAGGGCUCCCAGGACAGAGUCAUUCAGCCGCACUAGUCAAGACUAAAGCCAGUGUGAAGAUGCUGGACUGUAGCGCUGUGUACAGGUGUAGUAAUGAGAGAACACAGAACACACAGCACAGAGGCAGAACACUUCACAGGGAAGAUAAGAGCGCCUGAUAAUAACAGUGCUGCACCUCAGUGUGCACAUUACUGAAGAGUACAAGUGUUAGACAGCAUGUAGAUCAGACACUGAGACGCAGGGAGUCGCUCACAUGAGUCGUUCAUCACGGAGAUUCAUUCACAAGUGAAUCACUCCCUCUGUUAGAAUGAGCAGUGACAGCAGGAGAGGAGGGGGGGUUCAGCACAUGGUUUAGACCAAAUUUAACAGGGAGGGAGGAUAAUACAUUUACACACACACACACACACACACACACACACACACGCACACACACACACACACACACACACACACACACACACGCUGUAUUUCAGCACCUGAUCUGACGGCAGACACUGAUAUACGAGUGUUUUCCUCAUCAGACAGAAGCAGAAACACCUUCAACACACUUCUAACAUCCUCCAGAGUCAGAGCUGUGCAUCACACACACUCCGUCAGCCACACACAGCUCUCCUCCUCUCUGAGGUGUGUCCAGAAGCAGCAGCUGAGGAACACACACAUGCUCUCGCUCAUCACAACUCCUCUCAACCGAUGUCUUGAGAUCCUGCCGGAAGACACUCGCUCAUCGCUAUGGCAACCUCCAUGCAGCAAUGAUGAAAAAGGUCUACACACACACACACACACGCACACACACACACACACACACACACACACGCACACACACACACACACACACACGUGAUCAUCUGAGAUCUAACAUUCCUUCAGUUCUACUCAUCUCUACGUUUUUAUCUGUAAAUAUGAUCACACACACACACACACACACACACUCACACACACACGCACACACACACACACACACACACACACGUGAUCAUCUGAGAUCUGACAUUCCUUCAGUUCUACUCAUCUCUACGUUUUUAUCUGUAAAUAUGAUCACACACACAAACACACACACACGCACGCACACACACACACACACACACACACACACACACACACACACACACACACACACACACAUACACUAGAUGUAAAAUAUGAUGAUGUCACUCCAAGAACAGGAAGUGCCAGCAAAUGACUGACAGGCUGAUUUUCUUCUUUAGUGCACUGGUGGACUAUUGAGUGCCCUUAACAGACAGCAGACUGAAGACUGUGUUAUUUAUGUGUACAGCAGCUGCUUAACUAGAGACUGGGUUAACUAGUCGGAGUGUGUGUGUGUGUGUGUGUGUGUGUGUGGGUCAUUGAAGACGGUGAUUAAAGCGCUUCUCUCAUCUCUGGGAGCCGUCUUCAUUCAGUGAGCACUAGGUAGUGUACAUCUUUAAUCUGCUCUUACUAGUGGACGUGCAGCUCAUGGUCUGUCUGUACUGUAUCAUACUGUAAUAUGAUGUUAUUGAUGGUUAUUGAUCUGAUCAGUGUUUGGUCGCGUCUCAUUGGUGUUUCUUUGGCUUCAUUUGAAUAUUCAUGAGGAGAGAUUUGCAUAAUCAUCAACAUAGCGUACGUGUUCAGACUGUAAAUAACAUGAUGAACUGUGUGUAGACUGAUCACAGGGCAAUAAAUGACGACACACUGAACAACAAUACACUGA
Messenger RNA from Danio aesculapii, 3027 nucleotides. RefSeq names its product heterogeneous nuclear ribonucleoprotein L-like. The transcript is spliced from 8 exons. Gene Ontology annotation, molecular function: mRNA binding. The record is from RefSeq and is a predicted model, not a curated record. The coding region runs from base 1 to 945 and encodes 314 amino acids. Gene Ontology annotation, cellular component: nucleus. Gene Ontology annotation, biological process: regulation of RNA splicing. NCBI's taxonomy places the organism in Eukaryota, Metazoa, Chordata, Actinopteri, Cypriniformes, Danionidae.